Messenger RNA from Micromonas pusilla CCMP1545, 531 nucleotides. RefSeq lists its product as uncharacterized. The record is from RefSeq and is a predicted model, not a curated record. The transcript has a single exon. Gene Ontology annotation, biological process: box C/D snoRNP assembly. Lineage: Eukaryota; Viridiplantae; Chlorophyta; Mamiellophyceae; Mamiellales; Mamiellaceae. Bases 1 to 531 code for a protein of 176 amino acids. Gene Ontology annotation, molecular function: box C/D methylation guide snoRNP complex binding.
AUGGCCGGCACGAACGCCGCGGGGUGCGUCCCCGAGCGGAGCCGCGAGCUCCUCGCCGCGGAGCACGCGGCGCCCCCGUCGCCGCUCCUCGUGAACGCGCCGAAGCGCUCCCCGGGAGACCCGCCCGCGACCAAGCCAGAUUUCAGCGCGAUGCCGCCGCCCCCCACCGCGCUCCUCGGCAAGCUCAGCGCGUUCCUGCCGCAGAUGAAAGCCGCGAACGACUCGCUCGCGGAGGCGAUGAAGACGCGACCCGCGAGCGAGUUCGACGUCGAGUGCGUGGACGAGGAAGGCGGCGAAUCGCACGUCGCCAUGGACGUCGGCCUGGGCGUCGUGGAGUUGAACACCGAAGACGCGGUCGCGAAGGCGACGGCGAACGCCGGGUUCGCAGUCGUGGAGAACGACGACGGAGGGCGCGCGAAGGUGGUGGACGACGACGACGACGACGACGACGAGAUCUUGAUAGGCGCAGGCGCGAAGCGCGGGAGGGACGGCGCGGCGAAGAAAACCCCGGGGAUCGAGGUGCUCAACUGA